CUGUUGUUCCUCGUGCUGCUGCUCCUGACGUUGCCGGUCCUCCAAGUGCUCCAAGGGAUGUUCCCAAAGCGGUGUCUGGCACUCAAACACGGCCUCGUCCGUUUGACUCUGGUGGCUCAAGGACAGACGACGGUCUGACUGCAGGGAGUGGGGCCGGUGCAGGGGGGGGUGCAGGGAGCUACGCAAGGGCCAACGCAGCAAGCAGUGAUGCUUUUGUCAAUAGAGGGCUCAGGGUGUGGACGGAGCGGCGGCGACAGUGGCUGGCAGGGGAGGGGAUGAGGGGCGGGGGAGGGAAACCGGAACGGGCAGGAGGAGUGGGAGGAGUGCGAGGAGAGGGAGUAGGGGCAGUGGGGAGGGGAGGAGGGGCAUCUAGUGCAGCAAGGGAUGAUAAGCAGGGGCUUCAGGAGCGGAGUGAUGGCGGCGACAGGCCGAGGAAUACUGGCACUGUGAUUAAGCCAGGCAGCACGUAUGAGGAUCUGCUCUCAACCAGCCGCCCCUUCCCCCAGCCCAUUCCCCUCCCUGAGAUGGUUCGAUUCCUCAUCCAGGUGUGGGAGCAGGAGGGCCUCUACGAUUGAAUCGACAGACUCCUUCCACAUUCAGUACUGUUUACAUCUUGCAGUGACCAAUGCACAACAGGCAGAUGCUAUAAUGUUGCUGCAGGAGUGAGCUGUUCUUUCGGAGUCCCUCUCUAACUCCAUAUCCCUUGCAAACACCAAAUGUCACACGGUGCAAUAGAGGACGAGAACAACAGCGGGCUUUCCAAAUGAAGCAAUGUUACUCCGCAGUAAAAAACUCCCACCAGU
Closterium sp. NIES-67 is the source of this 803-nucleotide messenger RNA. NCBI's taxonomy places the organism in Eukaryota, Viridiplantae, Streptophyta, Zygnematophyceae, Desmidiales, Closteriaceae. The record is from the annotation of a GenBank genome assembly.